Messenger RNA from Neoarthrinium moseri, 672 nucleotides. RefSeq lists its product as uncharacterized. Gene Ontology annotation, molecular function: carbonate dehydratase activity; zinc ion binding. Gene Ontology annotation, biological process: cellular response to oxidative stress; carbon utilization; cellular response to carbon dioxide. The coding region runs from base 1 to 672 and encodes 223 amino acids. The record is from RefSeq and is a predicted model, not a curated record. Gene Ontology annotation, cellular component: cytoplasm. NCBI's taxonomy places the organism in Eukaryota, Fungi, Ascomycota, Sordariomycetes, Amphisphaeriales, Apiosporaceae. The transcript has a single exon.
AUGGCUCAAGAGGACAUCAAGAACCACCUGAAGGAGACGCACGAUCGCGUCUUCGAGCACAACCGCUCAUGGGCCGCUGAGCAGGCCAAGAAGGACCCGGAGUUCUUCGUCAAGCUGUCGGCCGGCCAGACGCCCGAGUACCUCUGGAUCGGGUGCUCCGACUCGCGGAUCCCGGCCGAGGCCAUCACGGGCCUGGAGCCCGGCGAGGCCUUCGUGCACCGCAACAUUGCCAACCUGGUCUGCAACACGGACCUGAAUGUCAUGAGCGUCAUCAACUACGCCGUCCGCCACCUGCAGGUCAAGCACAUCGUUGUCUGCGGCCACUACGGCUGCGGUGGCGUCAAGGCCGCCAUGACGCCCAAGGACCUGGGCCUGCUCAACCCCUGGCUGCGAAACAUCCGUGACGUCUACCGGCUGCACCAGCAGGAGCUGGACGCCAUCAAGGACGAGGCGGCGCGGUAUGACCGCCUGGUCGAGCUGAACGUCGUCGAGCAGUGCCGGAACGUCAUCAAGACGGCCGCCAUCCAGCAGUCGUACGAGAAGAAUGGCUUCCCCAUUGUGCACGGCUGGGUCUUCGGCUUCCAGGACGGCCUACUGAAGGAUCUGAAGGUGGACCAUGAGUCGAUGCUGCACGACAUCCAGAAGAUCUACAACCUUACGGACACCGCGUAA